AUGGCAAAUCUUAAUGUUAUUGAAGCUGUUCGUUUUUAUAUUAUGCGAAUGAUUGAAGAUUGCGGUCAAAAUAUAAAAGGAUUUGUUAUGGAUAAAGAAACGGCUUCCAUUGUUAGUAUGGUUUAUGCUCAAUCUGAAAUUCUUCAAAAAGAAGUUUUUCUUUUCGAGCGCAUUGAUACAAUUGGACAAAAAUCAUUCAAACAUUUGAGUGCUAUUUGUUUUUUAAGACCUACUGAAGAAAAUAUUGAAGCAUUAGUACGUGAAUUACAUGAACCAAAAUAUGGAAGUUAUUAUAUUUAUUUUAGUAAUUUUGUUGAAAUGAACUAUAUUAAAACUUUAUCUGAAGCCGAUGAAUUUGAAUGUAUACAAGUUAUACAAGAAUUUUAUGCAGAUUAUUUAGCCAUCAAUCGACAUUUAUACUCACUUAAUAUUCCAAUGACGUAUCAAAAAAAUUAUGAAUGGAAUGAUAUCCAUCUUCGUCGAACAGUUCAAGGACUUAUUGCAUUAUUAUUUUCAUUAAGAAAGCAAAGUGCAAUAAUUCGUUAUCAAAAGUCAUCAAAUAUGGCACGAAUACUUGCUGAUAAAUUAUCCAGUACUCUGAUGCGUCAAGCUGAUUUUGCAACAUCAAAUAUUAAUGAUAUAAAUCAAACAAUUGUUUUAAUUGUUGAUCGACGUGAAGAUGCAAUAAGUCCAUUACUUAAUCAAUGGACAUAUCAAGCAAUGGUUCAUGAAUUAAUUGGUAUAAAAAAUAAUCGUGUGAGUCUUAGUCAAGUACCAGGCAUUAAAAAAGAACUUGAAGAAGUUAUAAUGAAUGCUGAAUAUGAUGAAUUUUAUACAAAUAAUCUUUAUAGUAAUUUUGGUGAAAUAGCAACAAAUAUCAAAGGAUUAAUGGAACAUUUUCAAGAGAAACAUAAAAGUCAAUCAAAACUUGAAUCCAUCACUGAUAUGAAGGCAUUUGUGGAAAGUUAUCCGCAAUUUAAAAAAUUAUCUGGUACCGUAUCAAAACAUGUAACAAUUAUCAGCGAAUUAUCACGACUCGUUGGUCUCUAUCAUUUACUUGAAGUUAGUGAAGUCGAACAAAAUCUUAUUUGUCAAAGUGAUCAUAAUGGAAUUGUUCAAAAAUUAAAAAAUUUAAUAAAAGAUGAUAAAGUUCGAAAUGAAGAUAUGCUUCGACUUCUAUGUUUAUAUGCAUUACGUUAUGAACGUCAUUCAAAUAAUGAAUUGAAUACACUUAAAAAUGAAAUACAAAAACAUCGCCGAUUUCCGGAAAAAUAUAUUCAUUUUAUUCAAGCAUUACUUGAUUAUGGUGGUCAAAAAUUUCGACAAGCCGAUUUAUUCAAUGCACAAACACCAAUGGCUAUAACACGACAAUUUAUUCGAGGCUUAAGAGGAGUUGAUAAUGUCUAUGCCCAACAUGUACCAUUAAUAAAAGAAUUACUCGAACAAUUAUUACGUAGUAAACUCAAGGACACAUUGUAUCCUAGUGUCAUCUCAAAAGAUCAAGUACCAUUAAAUAACCGCCAUACAACAAAUCAACAGAAUCAAUUACAGCAACAAGGACAACAAAUAAAACCAAGCGAAAUUAUUGUUUAUAUGAUUGGCGGUAUAACAUAUGAAGAAUCAUUUCAUAUUCAUAUGAUGAAUAAACAAAAUGCACGAAUUAUACUUGGCGGUUCUUAUGUACACAAUUUUUCAUCAUUUAUCGAUGAAGUUAUUGGUGGAGCAUCAUCAAAUUGA
This is a messenger RNA of Rotaria sp. Silwood1, 1737 nucleotides long. NCBI's taxonomy places the organism in Eukaryota, Metazoa, Rotifera, Eurotatoria, Philodinida, Philodinidae. The record is from the annotation of a GenBank genome assembly.